This is a messenger RNA of Trichoderma atroviride IMI 206040, 850 nucleotides long. RefSeq lists its product as uncharacterized. Gene Ontology annotation, cellular component: cytosol. The record is from RefSeq and is a predicted model, not a curated record. Lineage: Eukaryota; Fungi; Ascomycota; Sordariomycetes; Hypocreales; Hypocreaceae. Gene Ontology annotation, molecular function: zinc ion binding; cytidine deaminase activity.
UUUCCCCCCUUUUGAAGCACUGCUAAGAAGGAUAAUAUUUUGAGUUUUUAUGAUUGAUACCCGUAAUAUUGCUUUACCAUCUGCGUCCAUCUUUUCAAUUGUGUGACCGAGUCAGUAAACCUCAUCAAAACAACAACAACAUCAUCAUCACCAUGUCCGCCAGCCCGCCCAUCCACUCCGGCUCAGACGCCGCCCAGAUCGCAUCUACCUGCGCCUCGCUCAGCAUCACCACGACCGAGUUCGCCGAGCUGCAGAAGCGCGCCACCGCCGCAAAGGCCACGGCCUACUGCCGCUACAGCCGCUUCCGCGUCGGCGCCACGCUGCUGUGCGCGGACGAGGCCGGCGACGUGGUCUAUGUGCCGGGCGCCAACGUCGAGAAUGCGUCGUAUCCCGUGGGCACGUGUGCCGAGCGCGUGGCCUUUGGCACGGCGGUGACGAGCGGCAUCAAGACGUUCCGGGCCAUUGCCGUGGCGACGGAUAUCAGCCCGCCGGCUAGUCCUUGCGGCAUGUGCAGGCAGUUCAUCCGCGAAUUUUGCACGCAGGAGACGCCCGUCAUCAUGUUUGACAAGAACUCGGACUAUGCGGUCCUGACGGUGGAACAACUUCUUCCAAUGUCCUUUGGUCCAGACGCUCUGCCGCCUCCUGGCGCCCCUGGAUACUAAGAUUUGAUGUCUUGGCUGUGCUUGACACUAUUGACGCCGUGCGGCUGCUGCAAGGAGUACCGGGGAUGGACGGGAGGACUAGUGGCACUCGGCUCGUGCCUGAUAGGAUGAUUUAUGGUUGUUUUUUGUCAAUCUAUUCUUUAUUUAAUAAUGACACAGACUAAUUUGAGAUAAUGCAUGUCUUGGAA